AUGAUCAACGUCCGCGAGUUCCAGGCGCUGCAGACGCAGCUCCUCAAGGAAGGCAACGCGCGCUUCGAGCUCCAGGAGAAGAACCAGCGGCUCGCCGCGCAGGUCGACGUCCUCCAGCGAGAGAUGGCCAAGAAGGAGUACGAGCUCAGCCUCGCGCGGGCGGCGCAGGCGACGCCCGAGGCGAUCCAAGAGGUGGUCGAGAACAACCUCGCGCUCAAGGAGCAAGUGAAAGCGCUCAAAGACGCGCUCAGCCACGUCCAGCCGCUUCCUGCCCCCGCCAAGGACGACGGUUUGGCUGGCCACGACCUGCAGUCGCUCUUGCGCAAGCUCGGCGCCAAGGAAGAGGAGCUUUCGGCCAUGCGCGCCGAGUGUCGGAUCUGGGAAGAGCAAGUGAUCCAGCUCAAGUUUGAGCUCCAGUCGGAGCGCUUCAACUCGCAGGAAGCACUCAAGGAACAGCGUCUUCGCGCCCAAAAACCGCCCAUGGAUCCGCACAAGCCGAGUCUUUCGGGCCAUACCACGCGCACGCUGGCGCAGGAGCUGCUCGAGUACAAGAACCUCGCCAUGGAACGAGCGCAGUACUGGAAGCUCGCCGAAGUGUCGCUCGACAAGGUCAAUCUGGACCUCGUAGCACUACGCAAGGAGAACCGGGGCCUUCGGGAGCGGCUUCAGCGACUCGAGGAUGAAGCGAAUGAGAUGGACAGCAGCGGCCACGUCCACGUUCACGGCGUCGUGGGCAGUCCCGCGGCGCAUGCUCUGCGCGACGAACUCGACGAGGCGCGGCGGCAGACCCGGGUCGCUCAAGACACACUGACGUCGGUCAUGAAGGAAAUGCAGCGCCUGCAGCAAGAGUUAGAUGAAGUGCCUGUCUUGCGCAAGGUUGAGGCGCGGCGAGUGCAAGGCGUCGUCCGCGACCUCAAGCGCGAGCUCGCAGCCCAAACGACGCGCGUCGAGCAGCUGCAGAGUGCUGUCGCGCUCUACAGCCCACGCAACUCGCGCGGCAUUGAUCUGGGUCGCAAACGCGGUCACUUUGCCUAA
Molecule: messenger RNA, 1035 nt
Organism: Saprolegnia diclina VS20
Lineage: Eukaryota; Oomycota; Saprolegniomycetes; Saprolegniales; Saprolegniaceae
Exons: 7
Coding region: 1-1035 (344 amino acids)
Source: RefSeq, a predicted model, not a curated record